CAGGCACGUUUCCUCCUGACAACCUCAGAUAGCCCGUCACGUAAACAACUUUCCCUCACACUUAUAAUAUACAACCUGCUUCAACCACUGCCUUGAGAUGUAGUGAUACAUCAAAACCACAGAAGAGUGCUGAAGAUUUAUGAAGAGAUAGUCCGGUGUAUUUUUAGAGAGGGUGGAGUGAGUUCACGGAAGCAGUUCAGGCCGUGCCCACAGUGUCGACCUGCCCUAUUCCCGCCAUUCUUUCCGCGCGCCUCCCCAUCUGGACCGGGUUAAGGUGCUAAGUGAAAAGUCGUGAGAAUGUGAGAGAGAAGCCGCACAGGCUACACAGCUCUCUACUUUGUGUGGCAGCAGCACGGCGGAUCGUCUUCUCCUCUUGGCUUGAGUACUCACAGAGACCGGGGCGGCAACUGGAACUGGUCAAGAGACCAAGCAUGGCGAGAAUACUCCUGGUGCUGGUACUGGCUGCAGUCCAGACGUUAGCGGAGGAGGGUCUGUUCGGGUUUGACGGGUUGGAUGGGGAGCUGGCCGGCUUCCUGGAUGACGCCAAUAAAAUCACUCUGAGUGGCGUGACGGGAGAGCUGCCGGGGGAAGAGGAUCACGUGGUCCUGCAGUGUGACGUCAUGUCUGACGACAAGGACUUCCCAGAAAAGAGCGGGAAUUGGACGCGAGCAGCUGCUGCCUUCGCCAGUCACCUGAUCAUCCAAAUGCCGCAAAGCGACGAGAAGAAGGCGGAAGUGAUCCAGGAAGGUAAGGAGGAGAUCAUAGGAGAACAGCUGGCGUGGCUGGAGCAGCAUGACCAGAUCAACCAGCAGCAGAGCACCAUCCUGGAGAGGAAGGCCAAACUCAAGAACCUGUACGGAGACAUGGAGGAACUCAUCAAGCUGCAAACAUCCCGGGUCCAGACAUACAUGGACAGGAUCAAGCAGUCUGACCAGUGUGAGGGGCAGUGUGAGCACCAACAGUUCUGCGCGCUUAACGUCGACUCGGGAAAGUUUGGAUGCGUUCCCUGCAGCGAAUGUAGACCUGGCUUCAAGGAAAUCUCUCAGUGUACAAAGGCUCGAGAUGUCCGCUGUGAGGACAUCAAUGAAUGCGCACUGGGGAUCGUCAGAUGCCCCCCUCCCACAACCUGUGUGAACACUCUGGGCGGUGCGCUGUGCGUGGAGGGAUUCACCCCUUGCAGGAAGACCGAGUACUUCGACAUCGCCACCGAAGAGUGCCGAACAUGCACGAAGUGUAAGUCCGCGGCCGACAUUGCCCGACCGUGCACGGAGUUCUACGACCAGAUCUGCUCCAUCAGCGCCUUCUCGACGCUCGCCUACUUCUGGUUUGGGAACACGUUUAACGUGCAGGAAAUCAUCUCAAGGGGGAGCUACCGAAAUCUUGAUCAGAAGCUUCCUCUGAAGUCCGGAGCGCCCAACAACGAGGUCUUCGUCUCCGGUGACGUCACUGAUCGGGUGGAGGUGAACAAGGAAGGCAUUUUGUGGGUGGACUACAACUUUGCCAUGAAGCAUUCUUGUCGCAAGUUUGUGCAGAUGACCAUAAAGACUAAGGGAAGUGGGGACAUGGCGUCGGCUAGGAUACAGGACACGGAUGGAAAACUGUACCAGAGUGCUCUGCUGAGCGGAGCGAUACAACUGGAACCCAAGAGUGAACUGACCCUGGAGAUCCAGAACCGGUUCUGUUUCCUGCCGUCUGUAGCGGUCCGCCCGUUGAGGAACAACCGGCUGAAGGAGCUGUCCAAACUGGCGGGGCCGCUCAGCGUCCUCUGGCUGUCUCCUGAGCUUGGAGCCGUUACAGCGCGUGCGUACACCCGCCUCCACACCUGGUACAGAACAUGGAGGGUCUUUCUUGAUUACCCUGAAUCCUCGGACAAGUACGUUGUCAAGCUGCUGAACAACCAUCUCUUUAAGUUUAGCAGAGACGGAGUCGUGAAGUUUUCCUUUACACAAGCAGUCUACUCAGUAAACCUGGGCGGCCAGAAGCCCUGCACACAUCAGGGCCUGACGGUGUCGCCUAAGAUCGAACGCAGCAGCCAAAACGUCACCAUCUUCAAACGGUUCCACAAGGGCGUGACCCGGAAGUACACCACCAUCGAGGCUUCCGGUGUGGUCCCAGUCAAGGAGGGAGAGGUCCUGUACUUUGAUGUGGAGACAAUGUUGGGAUGUCAAACAUGGUACUUCGGCGCCACGAGAGAAGAAGACAAGAACGGCAUCGGUGUGGCCAACGUGCUGUGGGUUCCCACGGAGUUCUCGGCGUCCUUCCGUGCCGAACUGGUACCCGACAUCGACUGGUCACAGAACGAGACGGAGCUGCAGUUCCAGUACAUCAGCACCAGUCGCGAUGGUGUGUUCCGGAUGGAGGAUGGUAGUCAUCUCACGUUCAAACAGUCCGGACACGCCAACAUCAACUUCUACAUGAAGAUGCAGCACUCCUGUGACUACAUCAAGCUCAUAGCCUUCUACUACACUGUGGACAGUAAAAAGGCAGUAGCCGUCGCACAACAGGUCCUCGGUAACACGCAGGGCAUGUGGGACGGCGUGGCGCUCAGCAGCUCGCACAAGGUGGAGGAGGACUCCCGGAUGUACCUGAAGCUGUUCUGUGUGAGAGGAGAGGUGGAGAGGGUGGCCUGGGAGUGGAACACGCUGUCUGUCAUGUGGAUCCACCAAUGAUUCAAGCAGGCCUGAUGGGCGUGUAGAAAACCUUUUCUUGUCAUUUCACCUUGUUGGUACAUGGUGAGCUUACCGGCAAUAGGUACCUUUGUUGAUGAGCUUACCGGCAAUAGGUACAGUGGUGUCCAUAAUGCUCAGAACUUCAUUUAACAAUGUUGAAGAGCUUAUUGGCAAUAGGUACCUUUGUUGAUGAGCUUACCGGCGAUGGGUACAGUGGUGUCCAUAAUUCGCAGAACUUCAUUAGGCAAUGUUGAUAAGCUUUACCGGCAAUAAGUACAUUUGUUGAUGAGCUUACCGGCAAUUCGUACAGUGGUGGCCAAAAUGCUCAGAACUUCAUUAAACAAACAUACAAAGACAGCAAAUCCAGUGAUUUUGUGUCUGCCAAUUCGUUUGCUAUAUCUUAGCAGAUACCCACUAUUUAUCUAUUCGCCAAAUGAGUUUAGUUAACAUGACUAUACUUUCUGGCGUAUCAUGUAUGAUACAACCUUCCCAAGUAAUGCUUUGUGUUGAUCGCCAGUAUAUGAUAUCCAUUUUGAACUAAACUUGGAUGGUAGUGGUAGUUCUUUAUAAACUUUAUAUUGCACUAUGUAGCUAUAGUUUAUAUGCAUGUUUGACUCUAUCCAUAUUUGCGCAGCAGCAACAUAGGUUCUAGUUCAUACACAUGUACAGGAAAUAAUCUCAAAUCCUUCAGACUAUUUUAAUGAAUAGAUAACAGGUCAAAUGAUACAGGGAAGGGACUGUACGAGUUAUCUCAAGAAAGAUAUCACUACAUCUAUAGAUACCUUUGCUGAAAUAACUCAGAUAGCGCCCCCGUGGAGUCUUUUCUGUAGACAUAUGCUCAGUUGAGGUAUGGCUGUGGACUACCAGGGGUAACCAGACUAUCUCUGCAGGGAUAUUUGGUAAUGCCCCAGCUUAUAUGAUAGUGGUCUACAAAGAAAAAAAGCAUUUGCAGCUGUCCGUGUCGCCAAAUCUACCCUAGAUAGGCUGUCUGCUGAAGCUCCAGACAACUAAGUUGGUGCAUCAUCCAACAUCUUUUUUUUUUAAUUUGUUAACCUGAUUAUCCAAGUGUAUUGAUUUAAGUACAACUUUAUCAAAAGACUGUAUUUUGUCUGUUUUAUUUUUACAAUUAAUCGGACAGAGCGUGGUGUUCUUUUAUUGUGAAGUAUGUUUUCCAAGUCUAUAUAUUCUUAAGGUUUAUGCUAGCUCAGUGUGCAUAGUAUUAAUAUUUACGUGUAUAUUGCAGUUUCAAAGAUGUGAGUUCUUAAAAAAAUGUAGGUAACAGUUAACUAAAGAUAUUUACCCCUACAGGGGUGACCAAACGAUAAUUAAGGUAUUAUGGUUAUAUCUACAUUUACGAAAAGGCUGAGACGGUUGUAAGAAUUAUUUCCAUUUGCAAACGUUAUCAUUAUUCGUUCUUGAAACAUCACAGUAGUUUUCAUCAUGCUACCCUAAAAUAGGUAUUUUUUUCUCUGUGUGGUUAAAAUUGUACUAUUUCUGUAACGGUUAGGUUUAAAAGUGGAGUGUUAUCAUUUAUGUACAGCGAAAGGCAUUGUAAAUAAGGCACUGGACUAACUUAAGUCAGUUUAUGAGACGUAUGUUACCCUUUUGUAUUUCUACUUGUAAAUCAGCAACAUGUUAUUCUUAGUAAGCUUAAGUUGUUGUUUGAUGGUAUGAGAAUCAGAUUGACUGAGUGCUUUGAUAUUUUUUUGCAGGGCAGUGGCAUAUUUGACAAUGAAUGGAGAUAUCAUCUGACUACAACUAGCUUUGUGUUAUGCAUAAUUAUGUUAUCAAAGAGACUGUAAGUUUAUUUGUCAUGUCUGUUUCUUUGGAGUCGUUUCAUUUCGUAAAACAUUGCAGAAAUGCUCAAGGCACGUAAUUGAUGAUGAAUAAAGGUGAUCAUUAAUAGACAUGAA
Messenger RNA from Branchiostoma floridae (Florida lancelet), 4582 nucleotides. RefSeq lists its product as uncharacterized. The transcript has 12 exons. Lineage: Eukaryota; Metazoa; Chordata; Leptocardii; Amphioxiformes; Branchiostomatidae. Gene Ontology annotation, molecular function: protein binding; calcium ion binding. The record is from RefSeq and is a predicted model, not a curated record. Bases 432 to 2669 code for a protein of 745 amino acids.